Messenger RNA from Drosophila miranda, 1096 nucleotides. Its product is annotated as protein KTI12 homolog. The record is from RefSeq and is a predicted model, not a curated record. NCBI's taxonomy places the organism in Eukaryota, Metazoa, Arthropoda, Insecta, Diptera, Drosophilidae. The transcript has 3 exons. Bases 92 to 991 code for a protein of 299 amino acids.
CUGUAAAGUGGACCUUUGUCAUGUGGCAUUGACCAGCACUGCAGCGAAGGCGUGCACAGGAAUAUAAAUAUUUAUUAAGCCGCCUCUUAGCAUGCCAAUUGUUGUGAUUACGGGCUUGCCGGCCAGCGGUAAAUCCACGAGAGCUCGCCAGCUUCAGGAGCACCUCGCCGGCCUGGGGAAGAAGGUACAUCUAAUCAGCGAGAACGAGGCGGUACCCAAGGCUUUGUACGAGAAGAACUCCUUUUUUGGAGACUCGCAAAAGGAGAAGGUGGUGCGCAGCGACCUCAAGUCGGAAGCGUUGCGGCACCUCAACAAGGAGGAUGUUGUCAUUCUGGACGCUGGAAACUACAUAAAGGGCUAUCGCUAUGAGUUGUACUGUAUAACAAAGUCGGCGCGGACCACGCAGUGCACACUUUUCUGCUGCAUAUCCCAGGAGCAGGCAUGGUCAUUUAACGAACAACGCCAGGAGCCGGACGAGCUUCCAGGCGACGGGCAGACGACGCAGCUGCUUAACAACUCGAAUGUGCCAUACACCCGCGAGAUCUUCGAUGCACUAUGCAUGCGCUACGAAGAGCCCCACAGCAAUAGCCGCUGGGACUGUCCGCUCACAGUGGCCCUACCCGAAGACAGGCUCGACGUGGAGGACAUCUACAAGGACCUGUACGAGACGCAGCCUCUGUCGCCCAACCAGAGCACCCAAAACCCGCCUCUCUGCGCCACAAACUACCUCUUUGAACUGGACAACAUCAUGCAGGCAAUCAUCAAGGAGAUCCUGGGCGCCAUUAAGAUCAAGGCCUUCGGCCAGCUGCGCAUCGAGGGCAGCACCAGCCCCGUCAAGGUAACCACCACGAUGAACGCCAUUCAGCUGAAUCGCCUGCGGCAGAAGUUCAUUACGAGCAGGUGCCGGGCCUCCCAGACGGCAGCCACUCCGUUGGCUCAGGUGCCCCAGAUGUUUGUCCAGUUCAUCAAUGCCAACACAAUUGGCUGCUAGGCUUCCCAAUUUAACCUGCGAUAUCGUGCUGUUUUCUUCCUUUUUUCCCCUAAUUUCUAAUUUCUUAAAUAAACUACAGAAAUGUAAUAUCGUAGAAACUUGUAA